UUCCUCACUCAAAUCCAAAGUCAUCUGCUUAUUUAGUAAAUACAAUCUGUCCAUUCUUUGAGAUCUUUGAUUAGGAUGGCUUCUUGCAUCAACUGCUUUACCCUGGCCUUCUUUAUGGCUCUCACUUUUUCAAGCAUGGAUGUCAGCAUGGCAGCUCGUCAUCUCCUGCAGCAGUUGCCACAACCACAAAUGCCACCACUGCCGACUCUGCCCACGGGGCUGCCGCCAUUGCCAUCAAUCCCAACUCUACCACAACAGCCUACGAUACCGACCAUACCCACAAACCAACCAUCUCUGCCUCUGCCUUCACUGCCCACGCCUGGUGCACUGCCUCCACUUCCCAGCUUCCCCUCAUCCCUGCCUACCCUUCCCAAAGUCACUCUACCACCACUGCCCUCCAUCUCUUCUAUCCCUCUCCUCUCCCCUCCACCUGCAAAUUAAUUGAAAAACUGUCCUUGAAAAUGUUGUCUUCUAUCAGUCCCCUCUAUGUGGAGACAUUGUCUGGAGUAUACUGGUUUUGAUGUCUAUGUUCAUUUUCCACUGCAUGCGUGAUUGUUUGCCCAAUUUGGAGUCUGUAUGGUUCAGUGUAAUAUUUGAGACCGUUAUAUAUGGGUUUUAGACUUGUCAUUGUGGCAAUUAUUAUGUUUAAGUUCAUUAACUCUUGCUUUUCAAAAAAAAAAAAAAAAGUUCUAUGAACUCU
Messenger RNA from Rubroshorea leprosula, 700 nucleotides. Lineage: Eukaryota; Viridiplantae; Streptophyta; Magnoliopsida; Malvales; Dipterocarpaceae. The record is from the annotation of a GenBank genome assembly.